UUUUUGUUAUUUUCCAGAAGAAACUGUUAUCUUCUUAUGACUAUAAAUUGUAAAUAAAAUAAAAGAAAUGAAGGAAUUGGAUUCAAUACCAAAGACUCUGAUGGAAGAUCUGCUUGGCCUUUUGAGGGUUCGCGUGAAGCGCGGUGUCAACCUAGCCGUUCGUGAUGUCCGAAGCAGUGACCCUUAUGUUGUCAUCAAGAUGUUCAAUCAGAAACUAAAGACUCGUGUCAUUAAAAAGGAUGUGAAUCCUGAGUGGAAUGAAGACCUUACGCUUUCUAUUAUAGAUCCGAAUCACCUUGUUAAACUGACUGUGUUUGAUCAUGACACCUUCAGCAAAGAUGACAGAAUGGGAGAUGCAGAAUUUGAGAUCUUUCCCUUUAUGGAAGCCUUGAAGAGCAACUUAAGUGGCAUUCCAAGUGGUACUGUAAUCAAAAGAAUACAACCAAGCAAGGAGAACUUCCUGGCUGAUGAGAGCUGCAUCACUUAUGUGAAUGGCAAGGUUGUGCAAGAUAUGAUCCUUAGAUUGCAAAAUGUGGAGUGUGGUGAAGUGGAACUUCAGUUGCAGUGGAUUGAUCUUCCUGCUGCUAAGGGUGUAUGAUCUUAUUAUGAACUUCAUGCAUAUAAGAUUGCCUUUUUCUGCCUUGUAAUACUUAACUUGAGGUCAGGUUUUUCUAAGAAUUGUUGAGGAACAAACUGAACUUGUAUUUAUAAUCCGGUUUUUCUGAUGCUUUAGUACAGUUUAACAUUUUACUUUUCA
Vigna unguiculata (cowpea) is the source of this 757-nucleotide messenger RNA. Its product is annotated as Calcium-dependent lipid-binding (CaLB domain) family protein. NCBI's taxonomy places the organism in Eukaryota, Viridiplantae, Streptophyta, Magnoliopsida, Fabales, Fabaceae. The record is from RefSeq and is a predicted model, not a curated record.